Microthlaspi erraticum is the source of this 447-nucleotide messenger RNA. Lineage: Eukaryota; Viridiplantae; Streptophyta; Magnoliopsida; Brassicales; Brassicaceae. The record is from the annotation of a GenBank genome assembly.
AUGUGGAAAGAUUUACAAGUGCAGAUUGGUAGUCAUCUAGUCCCAACAGACUUUGUGGUUCUGGAGCUUGGGGAAGAGCCCAAAGAUUCUCUCAUUCUAGGAAGAUCUUUCUUGGCAACACCUGAAGCUAUUAUUGAUGUGACGAGAGGAAGGAUUGAUCUUCGUCUGGGAGAUAUGAUCAUGAAUUUCCAGGCUGAGAGCCAGCAUGGAUAUCUAAGUGCUGACACCAUUGCGUAUGCAAAGAUGCUGGGCUCUAGAGUGAGAAUGGGAAAGAUGGUUACAUUUGUUUCACUCGAUGAGGCUGCAGAGAAAUUGCCUGUAGAGACCACUGAAAAUCCUUGGAGCAAGCUGAAAGCUCCAAAGAUUGAGCUUAAAUCACUUCCCGAUGGGCUAAGGUACGUAUUUCUUGGUCCUAACUCUACUUACCUUGUCAUCAUCAAUUCUUAA